Molecule: messenger RNA, 1362 nt
Organism: Purpureocillium lilacinum
Lineage: Eukaryota; Fungi; Ascomycota; Sordariomycetes; Hypocreales; Ophiocordycipitaceae
Source: RefSeq, a predicted model, not a curated record
AUGGCUAGCACCGCUCGAAACAACAAGCCCGUCGUGUUCAUCGGCGCGGCAGGCCAGAUGUGCCGCGUCGCGGUCGAACGCUUUGCCAUGGGCUGCGACGCGCCUCUGGUUCUAUCCGACAUCAACACCACCGUGCUCGAAUCCUUGGCCGCAAAGCUUCCCGAAGGUCGCGCAACCGUCGCGAAGAUCGAUCUUUUUGACCGGCCAUCUCUGGUCAAGGCGAUCCAGGGCGCCGCGCUCGUCGUCCUCGGCGCGGGUCCAUACACCCGCACCUCCGAGCCUGUGCUCACGGCAUGUCUCGAGGCCAAGGUUCCGUACCUCGACUUUGACGACGACGUUGAGAGCACGCAGGCGGCUCUCGGACUGUUUGAGAAGGCCAAGCAAGCAGGUGUCCCGUGUUACAUCGGUUGCGGUGCUUCGCCGGGCAUGAGCAAUGUCAUGGCAGUCGACGUAAGCAGGGAUUUGGACACCGUCGAUGCUCUCGAUUUGUGCUGGCUCGUUGGCGAUGAGCGACCCGAGGUCGGCAAAGCCGUUCUUGAGCAUUUGCUGCACAUUGCAUCGGGACCGUGUCUCACCUGGGCCAACGGGAAGGCCACAGUCAACGAAAGCUGGGUCGAGACCGCUUACGCGCCCAUGCUGGGCCAGUCUGGCGAGACGCUCCUGCAUGAGACUGCUCAUCCUGAGCCCGUCACGCUUCCGCGGCUGUUUCCCAACGCAACACGAAUCCGAUGCAUCGGAGGGCUUGGGCCGCAGCCCAUGAACGGCAUUGCGCGCGGCUUGGGUAAUGCGGUUCGUCGCCAGGCGCUCUCAAUUGAAGAUGCGGUCGGGUUUCUGCACGAGAUAGUCACCAACCCGCCUACUACUGCGGGCUGGGGCCAAGCCUUCACCGCAGUGACGCAGCAGUUCCGAGGCGGCGACAUCACUGUCAAGGAACUGUUCGCGCUAGCUGGUCACGCAACGCAGGCCCUUGAUCCGUGGCGAUACGCAGUUAUGGGCAUGAUGGAGCAAAUCUGGAGCGGCGAAUGCACAACUGGCGAAGUUCUCGGAUUCCUCAUAUCGACGGCACGCGGGCAGACGUACGAGAAUCAUAGCGGGUUGCUCGUGCGGGCGGUGGGCACCAAGAACGGGCAUCCGGCCGUGGCAAUCAAGCGCACACCCAAGUCGGGCAAGGACAACGUCCUUACGAAGAACAUGGGUACGAUGACGGGAACGGCAUGCGCAGCGUUCGCGGUCAUGGCGCUUGAAUCUGCAGGGCAGAGGAGCGGUGUGUUUUGUCCAGAAGACUGGGCCGAGCCGGCGGCUUUCUACAAGGCUCUGGAGAAGGUCGGUGCGCCGAGGGACGAGAUUAUCGAGUCUUUGUAA